AUGUUCGUUCCUCAUGCGCUGUUACUUCUCACGUAUGGCACCUUUGUCUGGGCCCUUUCAGUCUCCGACCUUGGCGAAGAUGACUUCUUCGACCUUGUGAAUUCAGACAACCUUGCUCUUGUGCUCUUUGUUACCCCUAGUUGUGUGAAGUGUGACGAGAUUACCACUCAGUUCGAGCAGGCCUCAGACCUCUCGCUCAAGGCCAACUUUGUACGGGUAGAUUGUUCAACUAACGGUAAAGUCUGCGAUGAUGUCGGAGUUCUUCAUGUUCCAGAGGUCAGGCUUUCCAGAGGCCGUGGUCGACUCACCCUUUACCGAGGCGACUUAGACACUUCAGCGUACUAUAACCCCCUUUCUCCCGAGAAGUUUUGCGCUAAGCACCUUGUUUAUUUUAGGCUAUUGUCAUUCAUCGAACGGCAACAUGGGCCAGCUAUUAUGGAACUAAGUGAUGCCAAUUAUCACGAGUUUUUGAGCCCUGAUUACGUUUCAAUCGUCGCUUUCAUUGACGAUAAAGAUAAAGACUUGGUCGAGCUAUAUUCGCAGGUGGCUGAGCAGCUUCGGGGUGAAUAUGCUUUUGCAAUUACCCAUAAUUCUAGUCGAGCGAGUGAUGAAGGUGUCACUCGACCAGGUAUUUUGCUUCUCAGCACAUUUGACGAGCGUCGCAGCAGCUACGAAGGGCCUUUUGACCAAGAUGCACUCCAGCUCUUUAUCAAGAAAUACGGGACGCCAUUGAUUGGAGAGCUACACCCGGAGGUUUUCUCUACCUUUGCCGAGACAAACUUGCCACUAGCACAGAUUUUAGUAGCUUCUCCAACAGAGCGCGAUCAUCUGGUUGACUUGCUCUAUCCGCUGGCUCGAAGAUUUAGCAGCGUCUUGACCUUUGUUACCGUCGAUUCAAACAGGUACCCCCAGCGGGCGGCAUUACUCAAUCUCGCCGACGGCACCAAAUUGGGUUUCGCAAUUGAGAAUGUCACCUCAACGGAGAAAUUUCCCUUGAAAGCCAGCUCGGUCAAUGCCGAAAGCAUCACAGUAUUUGUCCAAGAUUUUGUGGCUGGCAAGCUGAAACCAGAAGUCCGAUCUCAGCCUGUGCCAGUAAAACAACAAGGCCUCUGCGUCGAAUUAGUGGGACACACUUUCAGAGAAGCAGCCUUUGAUGACACUCGAGAUGUCCUUGUGGAGUUCUACACACCAUGGUGUGAUUACUGCCUCGAGUCACAUGAUGUACUCGAAGAGCUCGCGGUGCACUAUCGCGAUGUCGGACUCAGCGACAAGAUAUCCGUCGCCAAAAUCGACGUGAGUAGUAACGAUGUCCCUGAAUUGAUCACAGGUUACCCAACGCUGAAGCUAUACCCAGCUGGUGGACACCCCCCAGUUACAUUUCAGGGCAACUAUCGCGAGCCCAUUCCUCUAGCGACGUUGAUUUCUUUCAUUCAUGAUCAUGGCAGGAAUCAGCUAGAGGCUGGAGCGGCUUCCUUGGCAAGUAAGAGCUCGAGCACAGCCAAUUUAAGCCUGCAGCAUGAAGAACUGUAA
Fusarium fujikuroi IMI 58289 is the source of this 1530-nucleotide messenger RNA. RefSeq names its product putative protein disulfate isomerase. The record is from RefSeq and is a predicted model, not a curated record. Bases 1 to 1530 code for a protein of 509 amino acids. Lineage: Eukaryota; Fungi; Ascomycota; Sordariomycetes; Hypocreales; Nectriaceae. Gene Ontology annotation, cellular component: endoplasmic reticulum. Gene Ontology annotation, biological process: protein folding; response to endoplasmic reticulum stress. Gene Ontology annotation, molecular function: protein disulfide isomerase activity. The transcript is spliced from 3 exons.